AUGUAUUUGAUCCAGUUACAGAAAGAUUUGGAUGAGGUGAAAGAGCUUCUGAAAAAAGCAUCAAGAAAGAGAGUUCAUGAUGUCUUGCUGGAAGAAAAAAAUAAGAUAGAAAAAGAAAUUAAGGACCAGCAGCCUCUCAAACUAAAACCAAUGACAUCUGAAGAAGAAAGACCACUUCCAACAGGAUACACAGUGAAAAUCAAUAACUAUGCUUGGGAUCAAUCAGAUAAAUUUGUGAAAAUCUACAUCACCUUAAAUGGAGUUCAGCAUCUCCCAGCUGAGAACGUGCAGGUACACUUCACAGAAAGAUCAUUUGAUCUGUUGGUGAAGAAUCUGAAUAAAAAGAACUACGCUAUGACAUUCAACAACCUUCUGAAACCCAUCUCUGCAGAAAGCAGCUCAUGGAAGAUCAAAACAGAUAUGGUCCUGAUACUAUGUAAGAAAAAGCAAGAGGAAAAAUGGGAGUGCCUAACGCAGGUUGAAAAAGAGACGAAGGAGAAGGAGAAAGCUUCUUAUGACACAUCAGACCCCAGUGAAGGAUUGAUGAAUCUCCUGAAAAAGAUGUAUGCUGAAGGAGAUGAUGAAAUGAAGAGAUCAAUUAACAAAGCCUGGGUUGAGAGCCGAGAAAAACAAGCUAAAGAUGAUUUACCAAUAGAUAUUUGAACAAAUGAUGGAGAUUGGUUUAAGUGUACAUUUUCUGAAUGGGACUUCUGCUGAGAUCAGAGAAAGUGUGGUGUUUACAUAACCUUCUAAGCAAAUGUCAAUGAGUUACAUUUCAGGUUGGAGAUGGGAAAUGAAACAUGCUAAAAUGCAUUUUCUUAAAGUGUGUUGCCCUUUUUCCUUAAGGCUUUAGGGCUUUCAGUGCUUUUGUGAAACUGAUAAAAAUUAGCAAAUUAGUUUGAAUGCAUCUGUGUAUUGUCUGCUGUCAACAUCUCUUCACUUAUGCUUCACCUGCUCAGGUUUUGUAUGAGAAGCAGAGGAAAGUUGUGGAAAUGUGUUUCAGGGCAGGUGUAUGUUAAGCUGCAUACAUAGGCAAGGGUGCUUAUAUACUCUGCACAUUCCAAGAACAUUAUUAAUGCAUGCUGAUUAAGUAAAUACAUACAUUGCUGAGAAGCUCCUGGGGAUGGUUACUGAAGUUUCAAUCUGGAACAAACCUUCAUGUCAUCAGCACAGAUGAAAUUAAUCUGUCCUUGUUGAGGUAUGCCAUAAGAGCAGUUAUGGACUGAGCAAGCUAUAGUCAAAAGAACAUCUGAGGCCAAGGCCUCUGACCCACCAAUAGAAAUAGAAAAAUAAAGGAUAACUAAUGCACCUCUUGUACUUAAUCGCUCAUUUUUCUAACCAUUGUUCUUGGACCAUGCAUUCUUCCAGUUAAGAGUUGCGCUGAUCAACAGCCUAGUCAAGAAGAUAAUAUAAGUAAUAACCGUAUAGUGUAUCUGGAUACUCUGUAUAAGCCAGUUUGAUUAUAUAUGGUGUUUUCAGAUUUGUUAACAGUAUGUGCCCUGCAACACUGUAAUGUUAAAUGUAUCAAACCUUAAAUGCAAGGAAUGAACAGAA
Rhineura floridana is the source of this 1554-nucleotide messenger RNA. RefSeq names its product calcyclin binding protein (gene CACYBP). Gene Ontology annotation, biological process: heart development. The transcript has 5 exons. Gene Ontology annotation, molecular function: tubulin binding; ubiquitin protein ligase binding; S100 protein binding. Bases 1 to 663 code for a protein of 220 amino acids. NCBI's taxonomy places the organism in Eukaryota, Metazoa, Chordata, Lepidosauria, Squamata, Rhineuridae. Gene Ontology annotation, cellular component: nucleus. The record is from RefSeq and is a predicted model, not a curated record.